CAUCAUGGCGUCGAUAAAUCUGUUGAUUUCUGCAAUAUUGCUUUUCGGUGUACCAUCUGCUUUUUGCAAUUAUGAAAAUUUUACAGAAUUUUUGGAGAUGGUUGUCGGGAACGUAUCGGAAGCCGAGUCUUAUGUUUUGCCAAAGGACAAUAGCAAGUUUCUGGUUCUCAAUGAUAACACAACUAACGAUUUAGGUUCAUUUGACUUUGUUAUCAUCGGAGCGGGAUCAGCUGGCUCGGUGUUGGCCAAUAGGCUUACCGAAGUAGAAGGAUGGACGGUCUUAUUGUUGGAAGCUGGUGGUUCCGACAACGAUUUUACGGACAUUUACGGUUUAAGCAGUGCAUACACGUACUUUAGCGAUAUGAACUGGGGAUACAACACCACCACUCAGAAACAUGCAUGUCUUGGAAUGGUUGACCAGCAGUGCGUUUUCCCGAGAGGUAGAGUCAUAGGAGGGAGCAGCACAUUUAGUGAUGGCGUGUACGCGAGAGGUAACGCUGAAGAUUUUGACAAGUGGGCGGAAAUGGGCAACGAGGGUUGGUCAUUUAACGAAGUAUUGCCAUACUUUAAAAAGUCGGAGAAAGCGGUGUUUGAAGGGAGGGAACAAGAAUAUCACGGUCAUAAUGGGUACUUGAGUAUAGACGUCACGUCCGAGACUGCCGGUUUGGAGUCCAAACUGUUCGACGCUUUUCGUGAAUUGGGUCAAGAAAAAAUAGACUACAACGGUGCGAAUCAACUGGGAAUCGGCAAACUCCAGUUUUUCCUCGACUACAAUAAACGGGCCAGUACUUCGAGGGCUUUCUUGCAAAAUUUUACGUCCAGACCGAAUUUAAACAUCAGUUUAAACAGUUUCGUUACAAAAAUUUUGAUAGAUUCCGAUAACAUAACGGCUCGUGGCGUCGAAUUCAUCAAAGGCGGUAAGAAGUACAGGGUGAACGCGAACGUUGAACUCAUCCUGUCAGCGGGAUCGAUCAAUUCGCCUCAGAUCUUGAUUUUGUCUGGUAUUGGUCCGAAAGAUCAUCUCAAUGAGCUUGGAAUCGAUGUUGUCCAAGACUUACCAGUAGGAGAAAAUCUUCAAGAUCAUGUAGCGUAUAUUGGAUUGUAUUAUAGAACAAAUCAUACCUAUUAUAACAACACAGUGGAAGAUCUGUUAAAGCUCUACGUGCAAAAUUUGAGGCCACUUACAGCCGGUCUCUGUUCUGAGUUAGUGGGUUUCCUUAACACAGAUAAUAAUUUAACUGCCAGACCGGAUAUAGAGUAUGCCAUAUUGAACGCCCCACUCUCAGCUGCGACAGUAUCCAAAAUAUUCAGAUUUUCUGAUGUGUAUACCAAUAUUUACCAACCCACGGUGCACGAUGUGUGGAUGAUGUCCGCCCUUCUCCAUCCAAAAUCUAAGGGCACCGUUAGAUUACAGUCGAAAAAUCCUGCAGACUUGCCCCUGAUCGAUCCAAAUUAUCUGUCGGAUGAAAGCGACAUCGAGACUCUCUACAAGGGCGUCCAAUAUCUCUUGAAACUGAACUCUACGACAACUUUUAAGGGAUUUAGUGCAAAAGUCCAAAUUUUCGAUAUGCCCACUUGCGACCCAAACUACGAAAAAGGGUCUAAAGAUUGGUGGUAUUGCGCCAUCCGGGCUUUAAGUACUGGGUUUUAUCAUCCCAUCGGUACCACGCGUAUGGGCCACAGUAAGAAUAAUUCAGUGGUAAACGCUAGACUUCAGGUACAUGGCAUGAAUAAGUUCAGGAUUAUAGAUGCAGGAGUUAUGCCUGAGCUGGUUUCGGGCCAUACGAACGCUGGAGUUAUCAUGAUUGCCGAGAAAGCAGCAGAUAUUAUCAAAAAGCAUUAUAGUGUUUUGUAAAACUUGCUAUCUAUUAGAAUAAAUUAUCUUGGCGCGUAAAAUGAAUUGAUUUUGUUUCUUCAGUAUAUUGAUGUGAAUAUGUGAACCGACUAUAAUUGUGCAUCAAGGUGGCCGAAG
Messenger RNA from Cylas formicarius (sweet potato weevil), 1972 nucleotides. RefSeq names its product glucose dehydrogenase [FAD, quinone]-like. Lineage: Eukaryota; Metazoa; Arthropoda; Insecta; Coleoptera; Brentidae. The coding region runs from base 5 to 1855 and encodes 616 amino acids. The transcript has 7 exons. The record is from RefSeq and is a predicted model, not a curated record. Gene Ontology annotation, molecular function: oxidoreductase activity, acting on CH-OH group of donors; flavin adenine dinucleotide binding.